UCCUCUCUCCACCUUACUCCACCCCUUUGUAGUUUUGUUUCUCUCACACACAGCAGGAAGUUACUCUUCUGCUUUUUCUGGCUAUGCGGUUUCUGCCUCUGCUGCAGCGACUGCGUCAAACUCGCCUCUCCUUCCUGUAACACCCGUGCCCUGCCUGCCUGUGCUGAGCUCAUUGUAGGAACUAUGAACAGUUAAUUAGUAAAAACAACAUCUCGCUUCUACAAGGCGGCACUUUCCAGGUUUCAAGUUGGUCCGAUUUUUUCCCCUUCUCCUAGUAACACCUGUUAUCCAGCAGAGAGUGAGGACAGUGGAAGAGAUACGGGAUUGGGAGGAAAGAUGUUGCUCCAUCAAAGAUCCUCACCUCGGGACCAAGACAAUUGCGGUAGGCCAGUGGCUGUUCCAUCCACCUGCCUAAUCUCCUAGAGACGUUGAAGGACCAAGGACUCCAAGACCUGUUUUUAUUCACCUUCUCUUUUCUUUUUUUGGAACUACAUUGGAACUAACUAGCUACUUUUUCUCAGUGUGGACAGGUUUGCAGACAUCUGAGUUGGAGUCUGUUUUCGAGUCAGGCCUAAUAGCACAUCCAGUUAAAAGAGAGUGUUUUUUUUAAACCUUUCCCCUGGAUUACCUGUUCAGGUUGGUGAUGGGGAAUGCGGCGGGGGGAAUAGAGCAGGCAGAUGGCAGGGAGGCCAAGCACUCUGUGGGGUCAGGAACGGGCCUGAGUGACCCCACCCCUACGCUGCAGAAGAAGCAGCCUGCUCCCCCCAAGCUGCCCGUGCCUCCAGAGGACGAGCUGGAGGAGCGCUUCAGUGUGGUUCUGAGCUAUAUGAACUUGCCUCCAGACAAGCUGAAGCUGUUGAGUCAGUAUGACAAUGACAAGAAGUGGGAGCUGAUCUGUGAUCAGGAGCGGUUCCAGGUGAAGAACCCUCCUUCUACCUAUCUGACCAAGAUCAAGAGCUUCUAUCAGGACCAAGGAGGAGUGACCCGCAGGUUCAAGAGGCGGGUCCAGGAGUCCACCCAGGUAUUGAGAGAGCUGGAGAUCUCCCUCCGCACUAAUCAUAUUGGCUGGGCCCAGGAGUUUCUGAAUGAGGAGAACCAUGGUUUGGAUGUAUUGGUGGAUUACCUGUCCUACGCCCAGUGUGACGCUUCGUUUGACCUGGAGGGUGCUGAGAAUGGGGGGAUACUGUCAGAGAGAGGGAAGCCAGCGGAGAGGUCCAUGGAGGACCUGAAUAAGAGUGCAGGAAGCUCCCCUACACACGGCAUGACCAGAGCAGCCCGCGCCCUGACCGUACGAAUAACCUCUCUGGCCCAGAGUAGGAAAACUCAGAAGAUCUCUCGAUUGGCCAGUCAGAGGGACGACGUCCAUGUGUGCAUCAUGUGUCUGCGUGCCAUCAUGAACUACCAGUCGGGCUUCAACCAAGUUAUGACUCACCCACGCUGCGUCAACGAGAUCACCCUCAGUCUCAACAACAAGAACCCCAGAACCAAAGCCCUGGUGUUGGAGCUGUUGGCUGCUGUGUGUCUUGUGAGGGGCGGUCAUGACAUCAUUCUCGCCGCCUUCGACAACCUCAAGGAGGUGAGCGGAGAGAAGAACCGUUUUGAGAAACUGAUGGAGUACUUUAGCAACGAUGACAGCAACAUUGACUUCAUGGUGGCCUGCAUGCAGUUCAUUAACAUUGUGGUGCAUUCGGUGGAGAAUAUGAACUUCCGUGUGCACCUGCAAUAUGAGUUCACUCACCACGGACUGGACCAGUACCUAGAGUCUCUGAAGCUGACGGAGAGUGAGAAGCUGCAGGUUCAGAUUCAGGCCUACCUGGACAACGUGUUUGAUGUGGGGGCUCUGCUGGAGGAUGCAGAGAACAGGGGUGGGGUGCUGGAGCAUGUGGACGAACUGCAGGAGCACAACUCACAGCUGAGUGCCAGGCUAGAGGAGAUUGAGAGCCAGUCUGCAGAGAGGAUGGCUGAACUGGAGAAACAGCUCCUCCAAGUCACCAAGGAGACAGAGCUGCUCAAGGAGAGCCUGCGGGACUCCUGUUCCCAGGUCAGUUCUCUGCAGCAAAGAGAGAGGGAAAGGGAGAUGAGCCAGGAGAGGGAGCGGGACAGAGAGCGUCUAAGCCAGCCCUCCUCUGAGCUAGAACUCAAGGUGCAGGAGCUGCAGGAGCGAGGGCUGAUCCGCCUGGGACGCACCCCCUCUGGGGCCCUAGACCUCCAGGUGGUGCCUGUCACCAUCAUCGAGUAUGCACCCGCCCCAGCCUCUGAGCCCCGGCUCAGCUCCACGGGACCCACUGCCCCUGGCCCAGACGUCCCCGAUGCCACUCCCUCCUCAGCCAUCUCUGCUGUUCCCCCUCCUCCUCCCCCCCCGCCUCCUGGGCCUGGUGGACCUGCUCCCCCACCCCCUCCACCUCCUCCUCCUCCCCCGCCUGGCUCCGGUGGCCCACCUCCCCCUCCUCCUCCCCCUCCUCCCGGGGGAGGUCCGCCCCCACCUCCUCCUCCACCCGGCGCAGGACCUCCGCCCCCACCCGGAGGCCCACCUUCUGGAGACAGCCAAGCCGGAGGUAAAAGCAGGAAACCCAUCCAGACUAAGUUCCGGAUGCCUUUGCUCAACUGGCAGGCACUGAAGCCCAACCAGGUGACUGGCACGGUCUUCCACGAGUUGAACGACGAGCAGGUCUUAGGGGAGCUGAAUAUGGAGGCGUUUGAGGAGCAAUUUAAGACCAAGGCCCAGGGUCCUCCUGCAGCUCUGUCCACUCUUAAGGUCAAGGUGGCCCAGAAGGCCCCCAGCAAGGUCAGCCUGAUCGAGGGCAACAAGGCCAAGAACCUGGCCAUCACGCUACGCAAGGGAGGCAGGAGCCCCGCAGACAUCUGCACAGCUAUAGAGACGUAUGACCAGCAGGCGUUGGGGCUGGACUUCCUGGAGCUGCUGGAGAGGUUUGUCCCGUCAGACUACGAGCUGAAGCUCCUCCAGAACUAUGAGAAGGAGGGCCGUCCGCUGGAUGAUCUGGCAGAGGAGGACCGCUUCAUGAUGCGCUUUGGGAAGAUCCCCCGUCUGGCCCAGCGAAUCAGCACCCUCACCUUCAUGGGCAACUUCCCCGAGAGCGUCAAACGUCUGCAGCCGCAACUGGACUCCAUGAUCGCAGCAUCCAUGUCCAUUAAGUCCUCGGCCAAGCUGAAGAAGAUGUUAGAGAUCAUCCUAGCCUUUGGGAACUACAUGAACAGCAGUAAGAGGGGUGCAGCCUAUGGGUUCCGCCUGCAGAGUCUGGACCUGCUGCUGGACACCAAGUCUACAGACCGCUCCCAGACCCUGCUACACUUCAUCUCCAGCAUCGUCCAGGAGAAAUACCCUGAACUCAACAACUUCCACACUGAGCUGCAAUUUGUGGACAAGGCUGGCCUAGUAUCUCUGGACAGUAUUCUUCAGGAUAUCCGCUCUCUGGAGAGAGGAAUGGAAGUGACCAAGAAGGAGUUCCUGGUGCAGGAAGACAACACAGUGCUGAAGGACUUUGUCAAGAGAAACAGUGAAUUACUGGACUCAUUACUCAAAGACAGCAAGACCGCUCAGGAGGCGUAUGGCUCGGUGGUGGAGUAUUUUGGAGAGAACCCCAAGACCACACAACCCUCCAUGUUUUUCCCUCCAUUUGUCCGCUUCAUGAAGGCCUAUAAGCAAGCAGAGAAGGAUAAUGAACAGAAGAAGAGACUGGAGGCCCAGAGCAGUGAGAAACAAGCAGAGUCUCCCUCCCCUAGAAAGAAAGAGGCUGCAGGACACAAGUCUCCCAUGAUGCCCAAGAUGGACCUGAUAGCGGAGCUGAAGAAGAGGCAGGUGAAGCCUCAGGUGAAGGAUGGGGCCCUGGAGGACAUCAUCACAGACCUGAGGAACUCACCGUUCAGAGCAACAGAUGGACGGAGACCAGCACAGCGUCAAGACACCUGAACAACCCCAGCUCCACUGAGAUGGCUGUACACACUCAAUGUCAAAGUGUAUGCAUACACAGAACACAAAUACCUACCUGUACUGUACUGUACAUACACAAUACACCUACAUUAGUACAGACGAUUAUAUGGCCUUUUGCCUACCAAUACACAUUUAAACAACAGUAUGAAUUAACUCUGUAAAUAGAACAGAGUUUAAGCUAUACGUCAUGAGCAAAUGUGUGACAUAGAAAAACAUUGAUGCGUUUUUAUCCAUUUAGCUUUUUAAAAUAACUUUGAAUUUUUUGUUUCCGUUCAUCUUUUAAUGAGCACAUUUUUUUUAAAUUAAAAAAACAAGUUUCACAUUGCUGUAUCACUCCAAAUUCAUGACUCAAGUGCUUGCUUACCCUAGAGUGGGUCCGUGACCUGCCAAGCCAUUAGAAAGUCUAUGUGCCCUGUAAUCAUAUCAGAGUGUUCACGUUAUGCCUGUACAUGAGACAUCCUCCUAGCCCCAGGGAAGAUGAACGGAGAUCCUUCCAUACCCAGUUGACAAUACUACAAUGACCCAUCUGAGGGCCGCCGCUGGACCUGCCGCAGGGCAUCCACCUACUGACAUGAUACGUUAUUGAUCCCAAAAGGGAGAGAAGAUCAACUUACUGUCUACGAUAAAGCGAAACCCGGACUCCGACUGUACAAGAGAGCUGCACUUUAUUAGACACACAACCACAGCAAGUAUGUACAAAAGGAAGCAGGUUCAACUGCCGGUCUUCUCACAGAAAGGGAAAAAAAAAAAUCACAUUUCUCACAGAACAUCAUGGCAUCCACACUGAUAAAUGAGAAUGUCCAGUAUCAGUAGGUAUUUAUAUUUAUAUAGAUCAAUUUUUUUGUGUAUUGUUCAUUAUGUCACACUACUCUACAAGUGGGAGAUCAAAAUUGGUGGUGUUUUCUGGUGAAGGUGCGUUGAAGCGUUCCGGAUCAUUCUGGAUGGUUGGGAACACUCCUCACUCUUAGCCAUCAUCACCGUUGCAUCACUGAACACAGUAAGACUGAACAUCGCCUGUGUCACAGAAAGAUCCAAAGUAAAAAAAA
Messenger RNA from Oncorhynchus mykiss (rainbow trout), 4995 nucleotides. RefSeq names its product formin-like protein 1. Gene Ontology annotation, molecular function: actin filament binding; small GTPase binding. Gene Ontology annotation, cellular component: cytosol. Gene Ontology annotation, biological process: regulation of cell shape; cortical actin cytoskeleton organization; cell migration. Lineage: Eukaryota; Metazoa; Chordata; Actinopteri; Salmoniformes; Salmonidae. The record is from RefSeq and is a predicted model, not a curated record.